GUUUAACGUGGAACACCAGAGGGCAGUGAGCCUCAAAGCCAGCAGACAGAAAAACAGCGCGUCGUUUCUCUCCGGACACAUUUCCCCUGCGCACAACUCAGAAAGAAGCGCCGCAUUCCCACAUUUUCACAAGUGUGGCCGCAGAGAUGGCAAUGACUCCGAAGGUUCCCGAGGUCCGUGACAUAAUGCGGAUCGAGAGAAUUGGUGCACAUUCUCACAUCCGUGGCCUUGGUUUGGAUGAUGCCUUGGAGCCAAGACAGGUGUCUCAGGGGAUGGUCGGCCAGCUGGCCUCCCGUCGGGCAGCGGGGGUCAUUCUGGAGAUGAUCAAAGAUGGCCACAUUGCUGGCAGGGCAGUGCUGAUUGCUGGCCAACCUGGCACAGGAAAGACUGCCAUUGCUAUGGGCAUCGCCCAGUCUCUUGGCCCCGAUACCCCCUUCACAGCACUGGCUGGUAGUGAGAUCUUCUCUCUGGAGAUGAGCAAGACCGAGGCACUCAGCCAAUCUUUUAGAAAAGCUAUUGGAGUGAGGAUCAAAGAAGAAACAGAGAUUAUUGAAGGAGAGGUGGUGGAAAUCCAGAUUGAUAGACCGGCCACUGGAACGGGCGCCAAGGUAGGCAAGUUGACUCUAAAGACGACUGAGAUGGAGACAAUAUACGACUUAGGCAACAAGAUGAUUGACAGUCUCAGUAAAGAGAAGGUUCAAGCAGGAGAUGUUAUUACCAUUGACAAAGCCACUGGAAAGAUCAGCAAGCUCGGCCGCUCCUUCACCAGAGCCAGAGACUAUGAUGCCAUGGGAGCUCAGACACAAUUUGUGCAGUGUCCAGAGGGGGAGCUGCAGAAGAGGAAAGAGGUGGUCCACACAGUGUCCCUCCAUGAGAUCGACGUCAUCAACAGCCGCACACAAGGCUUCCUGGCUCUGUUCUCCGGAGACACCGGAGAGAUCAAGUCUGAAGUCCGUGAGCAGAUCAAUGCUAAAGUGUGUGAGUGGAGGGAAGAGGGCAAAGCAGAGAUCAUCCCAGGGGUGUUAUUUAUUGACGAGGUCCACAUGCUGGACAUGGAGUGCUUUUCUUUCCUGAACCGUGCGCUCGAGAGUGACCUGUCCCCAGUUCUCAUAAUGGCCACCAACAGAGGCAUCACCCGUAUCCGCGGCACAAACUAUCAGAGUCCUCAUGGCAUCCCUAUCGACCUGCUGGAUCGCCUGCUCAUCAUUGCCACCUCCCCUUACACCGAAAAAGAAACAAGGCAGAUCCUCAAGAUCCGGUGUGAGGAGGAGGACGUGGAGCUGAGCGAGGAGGCUCACUCCGUCCUGACUCGCAUCGGCAUGGAGACGUCGCUGCGCUACGCCAUUCAGCUGAUCAGCACCGCAGGGCUGGUGUGUCGCAAGCGCAAGGGGACAGAAGUGCAGGUGGAGGACAUCAAAAGAGUUUAUUCUCUGUUCCUGGAUGAGGCCAGAUCCUCUCAGUACAUGAAGGAGUAUCAGGAUUCUUUCCUCUUUAAUGAAACACAAACGCCUUCGAUGGAUACCUCGUAAUGAAGACGACUGCUUUGUUUUUCGCACUCUGUGAACUUUUUAUGUUGUUGACUGCCACUGGGCUUGGAGUCGUUGAUUCUACUUAAAUUGUGACUUUGCAUUGAAUUACAUUGAAGAUGUUACACGUUUCUUUUCUGUUCAACUUCUCUUGUAUCAAUGUUUUGAUUUCAAAUAUAUUUACUGAAAUUUGGCUUAAUUCAGAAUUUAGCAGAUUUCUGUUCAUCAUGCGGCCUUGAGGCAGGAAUAUUCCUUCCUCUGUUAUUUUUUGGGUUACUUAUCUUAACAAUGGUUUAUUUUUAUGAAAAUUAUUAAACAGGCUUUUAUGAGCACA
Messenger RNA from Hippoglossus stenolepis (Pacific halibut), 1860 nucleotides. It is a transcript of the gene ruvbl2, whose product is annotated as RuvB-like AAA ATPase 2. Gene Ontology annotation, molecular function: ATP hydrolysis activity; DNA helicase activity; ATP binding. Lineage: Eukaryota; Metazoa; Chordata; Actinopteri; Pleuronectiformes; Pleuronectidae. Gene Ontology annotation, cellular component: R2TP complex; Ino80 complex; NuA4 histone acetyltransferase complex. The coding region runs from base 147 to 1529 and encodes 460 amino acids. The record is from RefSeq and is a predicted model, not a curated record. Gene Ontology annotation, biological process: chromatin remodeling; box C/D snoRNP assembly; regulation of transcription by RNA polymerase II. The transcript has 14 exons.